This is a messenger RNA of Strongyloides ratti, 627 nucleotides long. RefSeq lists its product as hypothetical. Lineage: Eukaryota; Metazoa; Nematoda; Chromadorea; Rhabditida; Strongyloididae. The record is from RefSeq and is a predicted model, not a curated record. Bases 1 to 627 code for a protein of 208 amino acids. The transcript has a single exon.
AUGGAAAGUGAUACUGUAACUAAGAGUUCUCGGGGACCUCGAAGCCGUAGAACAUUUUCAAACUUUCAAAGUAAUGAUAAACUUAAUUUAAUUAAAGUAUGUUCUAAAAGUAGAAAUCUUAGAUCAAAUUGCACUGAAAGGGCAAAACUCCAUGAUCAAAAGCACAAUUCAAAUGUAAAGAGUAAAAAAUCAACAAUUAAAACUUCAGGUACCAGAAAGAUGACUGUUCGAAAUUUAAUGAAUUUGAAAGAAUCUGAAUCUGUGAAGACAACGAGUGGUCAAUCUUCUGAUGGAAGUAAUUCCCGAAUAUCUGUAUCAUGUUCAGAAAAUGAUAACAUUACAACUACGGAAAUAAAUCUUCAUUCUCCUGUUGAUGAUCAAUUAUCAAAUCAAGGACAUGCUUCGAAAAAUGAAGACAACAAGGGAGAUGUUGAUCUUCGUGUUACACCUGAUUUUGAUUUAGCAUCUACAAACAAGGAGAUAUUGGAUUAUAUCUAUAAAAUGAGAAGGGGUCCAGGGAGAAGGAAAUCAUCCUCAAGAAGAAGGGAAAUUAUGAGAUAUAUGAGCAAUAAAGCAACAAGAAGUGGUGAAGUCAAAGCGUCAACAGAAAACUUGCCACCAUCAUAG